Trifolium pratense (red clover) is the source of this 1696-nucleotide messenger RNA. RefSeq names its product ninja-family protein AFP3. NCBI's taxonomy places the organism in Eukaryota, Viridiplantae, Streptophyta, Magnoliopsida, Fabales, Fabaceae. The record is from RefSeq and is a predicted model, not a curated record. The coding region runs from base 375 to 1436 and encodes 353 amino acids. The transcript is spliced from 2 exons. Gene Ontology annotation, cellular component: nucleus. Gene Ontology annotation, biological process: signal transduction; negative regulation of DNA-templated transcription.
GAUUAAAGAUUCAAGUAGCAUCCACCACUAACACAAAUUGGAUUAUUUGUUACCAAUUUUAGCCUUCAUUUAUUAACUCUUCAUCCCUCUUAAUUUCUCAAUUAACUUUCUCUCUCUACAUCUUAGUUGCACAACUUGCAAAACUUUUCUCAGGAAAAAAUUGAGUGCAUUUUUACAUACCAGCUGUUGCAAAACAAAACAACUGAUAAAAAAAGCAUUCAAUUUAUAUUUCACUUGAAUGAACACUCAUCAAAAUAUGAACCAAAUUCAGUUGCUACUCACAAGUUCCUCAUCACUUCACUUGCACGUUUUCGUGUGAUUGAAAUUUUUGUACACUCUACAUAAAGUUUUUUGUCCAAACGUUCUUAUCUCACAUGGCCAUGGUUGAAGAUAAAAACCAUUCUCAUGAUCAAAUUUCUACACCAUCAGUCCCAAUGAAUAACAAUUACACAAGAGAAAGAGAUCUCUUCAACAAGUUCUUAGCGUCGGAGAAUCAACGUCUCCGUCGCUGUCAUGUACCGUUACCAACGGUGAAGCCAGUUCAUCAGCAACAACAGUAUGAUGAACUGGAUGACGAUGAAGACUUGGAACUAAGUCUUGGUCUUUCAAUGAAUGGUCGAUUUGGGUUUGACCCAAAUGCCAAAAAGAUCAAGAGAACAACUUCUAUACCGGAAUCCAUGAUUCCGGUAUCUGGUGGUGGUGUUGGUGCUGGUGGUAGUUCUGGUGGUGCUGAUGGUGGAAAUUUGAUAAGAACAUGUUCAUUACCGGCUGAAAGUGAAGAAGAAUGGAGAAAGAGGAAGGAAUUGCAAACACAAAGGAGAUUGGAAGCUAGAAGGAAGAGAAAUGAGAAACAAAGGAAUUUGAGGGCUAUGAGAGAAAGGAACAAUUUUGGUGGUGGUGGAGAAGGGGGUGUUGGAAUUGAAAGUGGAGGUGUGAAUAGUAAUAAUUUAGGUGAUGGUUUGAUAAGAACGACGUCGUUGGCUAGUCGUGUUGGUGGACUUGGUUUGAAUGGUGGUGAAAAAGAAAAGGACCAAGUUGUGCCUCCUUCACCACCACAAGGUGGUGGUGGUGGUUCAAGUGGUGGUGGUUCAAUUGGUUCUUCUUCUGGUACCUCAGAAUCUGAAGGUCAACAACAUGGUCAAGGAGCAGUACCAAUGGAUACUGAAAACUCGAGCAAGAUUGCUGGACCUCAAAACAAAACAAAGGACCUAAGGAACUUGUUUGAAGACAUGCCAAGUGUAUCUACCAAAGGAGAAGGACCUAAUGGAAAAAGAAUUGAAGGUUUUCUUUACAAGUAUGGGAAAGGUGAGCAAGUGAGAAUUUUGUGUGUUUGCCAUGGAAGUUUUCUUACCCCUGCUGAAUUUGUCAAGCAUGCUGGUGGAGGUGAUGUGGCCAAUCCAUUGAAGCAUAUUGUUGUUAGUUCAAGCUUAAAUUAAUUUGAGGCUAAAAGUGAAGGAAACUAUGAUAUGAGUAAUCAUAUUUUUAUUUAUUAUUAUUGGUUCAUUUGUUCAAUCUUAGACUUUGAAACCAUAGAUGUUUGAGGAUCUGAAUUUGGUGUUUCUUAUUGAGGUAUAUUUUUACCUUGGUCUUGGUCUUAUGUAUGUUGUGACUUUGGGACCUCUAUGAGGUGAAAUGGUACUUGCUAGAGUUUAAAUUUUAUGUUAAAUAAUGUUAAUUUAAUUGUAUUUUUAGACUA